Pleuronectes platessa (European plaice) is the source of this 2154-nucleotide messenger RNA. Its product is annotated as zinc finger protein 862-like. Bases 1 to 2154 code for a protein of 717 amino acids. The transcript is spliced from 11 exons. The record is from RefSeq and is a predicted model, not a curated record. Gene Ontology annotation, molecular function: protein dimerization activity. NCBI's taxonomy places the organism in Eukaryota, Metazoa, Chordata, Actinopteri, Pleuronectiformes, Pleuronectidae.
AUGGCACCACCAAAAAAACUUAAAAGGGAUGAAGGACAAAAAGAUAUUUCAAGGUUCUUCCUAAACACGGUGCCAAACGAGAGUACAGGUGGGGAAGAAGGGCGAGUGACAGGUGUGGAGGAACAAGUCGGAGGGGCAGAGGUGAGAGAUGUCCGCGAGAGCAACCAACCGAGCGCUAGCAAUAGCAUCGGUGACCGAGAUAGGGGCAGCAAACACCGAAAAUCCGGCUGGGACCCAGACUGGCUUAAAAAUCCCAAAUAUAGCCAGUGGCUAUACCAGACUCAACAUGGAAUGUUCUGUCGCAUAUGCCGCCAGCAUAAGCAGGCUGUAAAGAGAGGAUCACCCCAAAGGGUGUUCAUUGAGGUCCCCUCUCAGACGUUCAGAAAGGAUGUCUUGGAUACCCAUUUGAGGUCAGAACAUCACAGUGCAGCGUUUAAGGCCCACACAACUUUGGUUAAAGGUCACUCUGUCACAGCAGCUUUCGAGCCUGUGGUCGUUAUUGAGCAUGAGGCUGUGGUGGGUGCUUUCAAGUGUCUGUACUGGCUGGUAAAACACGAAAUUGCCCACCACACUAACUAUCCAGCUCUGCUUGAGCUAGCUGAUCUGCUGGGUUGUGACUACUUUGCCAAACUGAAGAUAGGGAAAUCCACCAACUAUAGGUCCCACCGCAUGGUUGAUGAAAUGCUGGAAAUACUGGCUGGUGUUAUAGAAGCACCAAUCCUGCAGGACAUUAGAAACUCCCAGGCUGUCGGGAUCGAACUGGAUGAGAGCACUGAUGUUGCUGUGAUUAAACAGCUGGAUGUACAUGUUCGAUACCUUGAUAAAGAGGGAGUUCUUUUUAGCCAGUUUUUGGAUUUGGUUCCCCUUCCUGAUGGGAAGGCUGACACCAUUGUGACUGCCAUCCAUAAAAUCCUUGAUCAGAAGGGCAUUCCCAAGGACAAAAUAUUUGGUCUUGGGACGGACGGUGCAGCAGUCAUGACAGGACGCCAUAAUGGAGUGGUGAAACAACUCUGCGACACCAUGCCAUGGCUAGUCGCUGUGCACUGUGCUGCCCAUCGUUUGGCUCUGGUCUGCAGAGAUGCCUCAGAGAAAACAGCCUACAUGAAGACUUUCAGGGACCACCUGCAGCAUCUUCACCUGUAUUUUUGUAACAGCAGCAACAGGACAGAAGUUUUGAAGGCAGCAGCCACAACACUGGGAAUCGCUAAUCUGAAAGUUAAGGAGGUCAAGGACACACGCUGGCUUUCUCAGCACCAGGCAGUGGCAAACCUGCAGAGAAAUCUCCCUGCAGUGCUGACGGCCCUUGCAGAGGAGGUACAACACAAUAAGUGCCCUGUGGCAAAAGGACUCUACUCCUUUUGUGCCACUUAUCGUUUUGUAGCUGCAUUGCACCUUCAGGCUGAUGUGCUUCCUCAUCUGGCGAGAUUGUCAAAGAUCUUCCAGAAGGAGGACGUUAAUUUCCUCGCUGUGAAAGACCAGGUACCAGUCACAAUUGCCUCAAUCCAAAGGAUUAAGGAGGCAGGUCACAACCAACCUCCUGGCUCAGCCCUGGCCAAACUCCACCACGACCUGAAUGAUCCCAGGGGGCUGGGAAUGUUUAAUAUCAGGGCUGAAGAGGAGAGAGAGAGGAGAGGGCAGCAGUCCUCUGGCAGCAGUGACCAGCAAUCAUUUUGGGGUCGAUUUUGCACUCAGGUGAUGGAGCCAUAUCUGCUGCAACUUGUGGAGCAGUUGAACGGGCGUUUCCAGGAACUCCACAUCCUUGGGGCAUUUAGUGUGCUGAGCCCACAAGCAGCCAGGAAGCUGGAUCAGGAUGUGCCUGUGAGCCAACUGAAGACUCUCGCAAAAAAGUUCCACCCAAUGGAUGAGCAGACACUGCUGGAAGAGUGGUCUUCAUUCAGAGAACAUCUCACUACUGGCAUUCUGAAGGACAAGAACCAGAUGGAUGUAAUGAAGGAGCUGACCUCACAGUACGAUGAGCUCAGUCAGCUCUACCCCUGUCUGAGCAAGCUUGCUGCAAUUGGGCUCACUAUUCCGCUCAGCAGUGUUAACUGUGAGCAAGAUUUUUCCACUAUGAACAGGGCCAUCAGGCUUUUGGGCAAGACAGAGAACAAGAGAUUGCCUGCAAUGCUCAGGAGACAAAUGGACUGCAAGUAG